Molecule: messenger RNA, 1038 nt
Organism: Perkinsus marinus ATCC 50983
Lineage: Eukaryota; Perkinsozoa; Perkinsida; Perkinsidae
Product: Electron transfer flavoprotein subunit alpha, putative
Exons: 12
Coding region: 1-1038 (345 amino acids)
Cellular component (GO): mitochondrion
Molecular function (GO): flavin adenine dinucleotide binding; electron transfer activity
Source: RefSeq, a predicted model, not a curated record
AUGUUAUCAUCAGCCGCUAGAGCAUCGAGUAACUUAGGAGCGAGCACGAUAGCUCGGGGAGUCUCCGGAUCACCGGCAACCAGGAGGUUCUUCUCAACCAUCCUUGUAGCGGAGCAACGAGGAGGCAAACUAGAAAAGUCAUCUCUCUGUGCUGCUACAGCAGCUAGCCAGUUGACUAAAAGUUUCUCCGUUAUGCUUGCUGGAGGUUCGCGAGAAGCUGCAGAAGCCGCAGCUCGAUUACCUGGGGUUGAGAAGGUCUAUCACUGUAACCCUGGCGACGCUGCGCUGGACCACCCAGCAGCCGACACUAUUGCUAACGCCGUUGUAAAGCUAACGAAGGAGACGGGAGCUUCUAAUGUAGUCGCUGGCAACAGCAGUGUUAUCAGAGACUCUCUGCCGCGGGCAGCAGCCAUGCUAGACACCCAGCCUAUCACUGAUGUUAUCAAGGUCAUCUCGAAUGACACUUUUAAGAGGCCGAUGUAUGCUGGUAAUGUGAUCGCUACAGUGAAGUCCUCGGACCCUGUGAAAGUACUUGUUUUCCGGCCAACUGCCUUCGAGCCUACUGAGGUUCCCCAGAACGGUGAUGCUGCGGAGAUUGUGAAUACAGAGAUCGAUACGGUCGGCUCUAGCAUUAAAUUUGUAAGCGAGGGUGACAAGUCGACUGAGAAGCCCAUGCUUCAGACUGCCCAAGUUGUUGUGGCUGGUGGGAGAGCUCUGAAAGACAAGGAGACCUUCGACAGCAUGUUGGAGCCUCUCGCGGAAAAACUCGGAGCUGCAUUGGGUGCUACACGUGCUGCCGUCGAUGCUGGGUACUGCUCCAACGACUUGCAGAUAGGACAGACCGGGAAGGUGGUGGCGCCUCACUUGUACAUAGCCAUUGGUAUCUCUGGGGCUAUCCAGCAUACGGCAGGCAUAAAGGAUUCGAAGUGCAUCGUUGCUAUCAAUAUGGACGCUGAGGCCCCGAUCUUCCAGGUUGCCGACUAUGGUUUAGUUGGUGAUUUAUACAAGAUCGUGCCGGAGUUAACUGCUAAGCUGUGA